Baudoinia panamericana UAMH 10762 is the source of this 309-nucleotide messenger RNA. RefSeq lists its product as uncharacterized. Bases 1 to 309 code for a protein of 102 amino acids. The transcript has a single exon. Lineage: Eukaryota; Fungi; Ascomycota; Dothideomycetes; Mycosphaerellales; Teratosphaeriaceae. The record is from RefSeq and is a predicted model, not a curated record.
AUGUCCGCAGCGAAGGCUUUGCGACCGAAUAGAGAGGCAUUAGGGUUGUUCAGGCAGCAUGGAGACCCGCAGUCUACUACGCCGGAGCCACGGCCGCGGCAACAAGCAUUUGAACGAGCGUCUGCCGGGCUUCUGUUGUCUGGAAUUGCCUUGCGAGCAGCGAAGACUUCGUUGUUCAUGGGAGAAGGCAACGCUGCCGUAUGUCCUGAAGGCCAAACGCCGGCUGGUCGUCUACACUAUCCACUGCGCAAAGCAAGGACCGAAGGCGGUCUCGGCGGCAGUCAGAUGAGACGUCUUACUCCUGAGUGA